CCACGACCCUGCUGCUUCCCAGAGUAGCAGCCUGCCUCAGGCUAUCCUUCUUCCCCAGGUCUUGGCCACACCCAGCCGCCUGUGGCCAGGCUGAGAGCACCCAGAGAACAGGCAGGUGCCAGGGCCUCAGGAGCCACACAUGCCAUGCCUGUCCUGCGUCCUGCCUGUCUCUGUCCCGUGUUCUGCCCACCCAAGCCAAUGCCCUUCAGAGGUGGCAGGGAAAGAGUCCAGUGCCAAGCCCUGGAGACCUUCUGCUGCUCCCUCUGGGCGUGUGUAGUGCACAGGCCUCUCCUGGGGUUCUAGUGGUGUUGGCUGCGUAACUGAAGAAUUCUUGGGGCUGUGCAGUGAACUCCGAUCGUGUACAUACCCAGCCGGGGCUGGAGCCGUGAGACACGACCCCGUGGGGAGCUCCUGCCUGUCACUGAAGCAGAGCAGCAGGGUGGCUGUGGGGCUUUCUGAGGGCUGUGUUUGUGAAGCGCACCCCAUCUUCAAGUGGAUGUGGUCCCCCUAAGGGACUGCAGAGCCCAGGGACAUUGCACACGAGCACAAAAGACUUUUCAGGGUUGCAGUUUCCCCUGGUGGCUGGCUUUUUGUUUGGGUUUGGGAGACAGGGUCUGCUACGAAGUCCAUGGUGGCCUUGAACUCACUGUGCAGCCCAAGAUGGCCUCAAACUCAAAGCUCCCCUCCUACCUCAACCUCCUGAGGGCUGGGAUUACAGGCGUGUGUCACUACGCCCAGCUGGUGGCUGGUUUUGAAUGAAGAAUAAAAUCUUCUCGCUCUGGUGGCUGGUGCCAGUGGUCAAACUAGGCAGACAGUGGCCUUGCGUGGCUGGGCCAUUUUCUACGUAGCCCUGGGCCCAGCCCUCUUCCUGCUCUGUGUCCUCUCUGGGGUUGAUGCCUCCUUCCUGCCCUUGUCCCACGUCUCAGGACUGCGCAGGCUGAGGCCAUGGGGUGAAUCACCCGCCUGCCUCUGCAGCAGCUUGACUUGCAGUUGCUUCCACUCACAUUGACCUAGCCAGGCCGUAGCCUCUGCUGACCCCCAGUUGCCCAUUCUAUCCUGAGAGCUGAGGGUCUCAGCUGUCUCUCUGCUGCAGACCUGCCCCAUGGCUGCAGAAUGGGUGUUCAGCACCAGACAACUGUGGAGGGGCCCAGGGGCUGGAGCCCUGGGGACAGAGGACUUGCGUGUCCAGGAGCCGACAGCACCCUCUGUGUGAUUGGGUCCUCCCUGGUUUAUGCUGCUGUGCAUAUUCUAGCGGAGGGGUGGGUUGCUGUUCACAGUUUUGCAUCUCAGCCUUUAUCACACCGUGCCUGACCCUGCUUCCGGAGGACCUUGUCUGAGUGCUUGCCUGAUGCUUGUUGGAAAGCUUGGCUGUGUAGCUUCAGGUUCCAGCUUGCCAGCUUUUUCCUCUUUGGGGUUGGCCAGCUUCCAAACCGAACCAGUGCUUCAACUUGAAUUUAACGCAAUUUAGAAGAUGUGUGACCUUAGGCAGGUGGAGAUCACCUGGUGCUUUUUUUUUUUUUUUUUUUUUGGUCUCUUUGAGCCAGGGUCUCGUUAUGCAGUUCAGGCUGGCCUUCAGCUCACUUUGUAGUUCAGGCUGGUCUCGAACUUGCAACAAUCAUCCUGCCUCAGCCUCCUGAGUGCUGGGAUUACGGGAGUGCGCUACCAAGCCUGGCUCUGCCUUGUGCUUUUUGAAAAACAGCUCCACCAGGCAGAUUAAUUGAAUGACUUAGCAAGGACCCAUCUCAAGAAAUAAAAACAAGCUGAGCAUAAUAGUGCACACCUGCAAUUCCAGGAUUUAGGAGGCCGAGACAGGAGGAUUGCUUCAAGUUCAAAGCCGGCCUGGGCUCCAUAGUGAGUGUAAGCCUGAACCACGCAGCAAGACCUGUCUCAGAAAACAAACAAACAGAAAAGAAACUGCUGCUAGACAUGGUUGUGGAUCCAUCCCUAUAAUCCCAUUACUUUGGAGGCUGAGGCAGGAGGACUGCAACUUUGAGCCCAGCCUGGGCAUCUUGGCAGUUCAAUGAGACCCCGUCUGAGGAUUAAAAUAAGAAAAAAAUUGAAAAUGGGCUGGUGAUGCGGCUCCGGGCAAAUGAGAGAGGAGGAGUGAGUUCAUUGCACAUGGCGGAGAAGCACCUCCUGGGCCACCUGGAGCAUGGCAAGGGGCUCCCCCCGGGCAGCCAGCCAGAGGCAGCAGCAGAGCCUGAGAAGGAGCCCAGUGCGCCCUGUGGGGAGCCCCCCACGGCCCCCGAGAGCACCACUGCUGCUGCUGAGAGUUCGGGGCCCCCCAAGGAGCAGAGGAAGAAGCCUCGCCGUGGGCGGAAGCCCAAAGGAUCCAAACCCCAGCAGCCUCUGGUCAUCUCGGAAGGCAAGGAGCCUGCAGAGCAAGUGGCUGAGAUCAUCACCGAGGUUCCUCCGGACGAGCCUGCCAGUGAGACGCCGGACGAGCGGAUCAUGGAGCUGGUUCUGGGGAAGCUGGCCACGCCCAGCGACACCAUCAGCUCAGUGCCCAAGUUCACAAGUAGCGCACUGGCCCUCAAGCGCGGCCUGGUCCUGGCCAGCAGACAUGGCAUCCGGCGGAAGCUGGCGCGGCAGCUGGGGGAGCACAAGCGUGUGCACCAGUGCGAGGUGUGCAGCAAGGUCUUCCAGAACAGCAGCAACCUCAGCCGCCACGUGCGCUCGCACGGGGACAAGCUGUUCAAGUGCGAAGAGUGUGCGAAGCUCUUCAGCCGCAAGGAGAGCCUGAAGCAGCACGUGUCCUACAAGCACAGCCGGAAUGAGGUGGACUCCGAGUACCGGCACCGCUGCGGCACCUGUGGGAAGACCUUCCGCAUGGAGAGUGCACUGGAAUUCCACAACUGCAGGACAGAUGACAAGACGUUCCAAUGUGAGAUGUGUUUCAGAUUCUUCUCCACCAACAGCAAUCUCUCCAAGCACAAGAAGAAGCACGGGGACAAGAAGUUCGCCUGCGGGGUCUGUAGCAAGAUGUUCUACCGCAAGGAUGUCAUGCUGGACCACCAGCGGCGCCACCUGGAGGGUGUGCGGCGGGUGAAGAGAGAGGAGUUGGAGGCCAGCACUGAGAGCCUGGUCCGCUACAAGAAGGAGCCCUCGGGGUGCCCAGUGUGUGGCAAGGUGUUCUCCUGCCGGAGCAACAUGAACAAGCACCUGCUCACCCAUGGUGACAAGAAGUACACCUGCGAGAUCUGCGGGCGCAAGUUCUUUCGCGUGGAUGUGCUCAGGGACCACAUCCACGUGCACUUUAAGGACAUCGCGCUGAUGGACGACCACCAGCGAGAGGAGUUCAUCGGCAAGAUCGGCAUCUCGUCUGAGGAGAAUGAGGACAACUCGGACGAGAGCGCAGACUCGGAGCCACACAAAUACAGCUGCAAGCGGUGCCAGCUCACCUUCGGCCGCGGGAAGGAGUACCUGAAGCACAUCAUGGAGGUGCACAAGGAGAAGGGCUAUGGCUGUAGCAUCUGCCACCGCCGCUUUGCGCUCAAGGCCACCUACCACGCACACAUGGUCAUCCACCGUGAGAACCUGCCGGACCCCAACGUGCAGAAGUACAUCCACCCCUGUGAGAUCUGCGGGCGCAUCUUCAACAGCAUUGGGAACCUGGAGCGCCACAAGCUGAUCCACACAGGCGUGAAGAGUCACGCGUGCGAGCAGUGCGGGAAGCCCUUCGCCCGUAAGGACAUGCUCAAGGAGCACAUGCGCGUGCACGACAACAUCCGAGAGUACCUGUGUGCGGAGUGCGGCAAAGGCAUGAAGACCAAGCACGCACUGCGUCACCACAUGAAGCUGCACAAGGGCAUCAAGGAGUAUGAGUGCAAGGAGUGCCACCGCAAGUUCGCGCAGAAGGUCAACAUGCUCAAGCACUACAAACGGCACACGGGGAUUAAGGACUUCAUGUGCGAGCUGUGUGGGAAGACCUUCAGCGAGCGGAACACGAUGGAGACGCACAAACUCAUCCACACAGUGGGGAAGCAGUGGACAUGCUCCGUGUGCGACAAGAAGUAUGUGACAGAGUACAUGCUGCAGAAGCACGUGCAGCUCACACACGACAAGGUGGAGGCGCAGAGUUGCCAGCUGUGCGGGACCAAGGUGUCCACGCGCGCCUCCAUGAGCCGGCACAUGCGGCGUAAGCACCCUGAGGUGCUCGCUGUGAGGAUCGAUGACCUGGACCACCUCCCUGAGACCACCACCAUCGAUGCCUCGUCCAUUGGCAUCGUCCAGCCCGAGCUGAGCCUGGAGCAGGAAGAGAUGGCGGAAGGGAAGCACUCAAAGGCUGCCAAGCGUAAUCACAAGCGGAAGCAGAAGCCUGAGGAGGAUGCUGGUGCACCGGUGCCAGAAGAUGCCACCUUCAGCGAGUACUCAGAGAAAGAGCCUGAGUUCACGGGCAGUGUGGGCGAUGAGACGAGCUCCGCUGUGCAGAGCAUCCAACAGGUCCGUGCAGAGCAGGUGGUGGUGACCCUGGGGGAUCCCAACGUGACCACCCCAUCCAGCUCUGUCGGCCUGACCAACAUCACCGUGACACCCAUCACCACUUCAGCUGGGACUCAGUUUACCAACCUGCAGCCAGUGGCCGUUGGGCACCUUACUGCCCCCGAGCGCCAGCUCCAGCUGGACAACUCCAUCCUGACCGUGACCUUUGACACCGUCAGUGGCUCUGCCAUGCUGCACAACCGGCCCAGCGAGGUCCAGAUCCACCCCCAGCCCGAGGCCUCGAACCCGCAGUCUGUGGCCCAUUUCAUCAACCUGACCACGCUGGUCAACUCCAUCACGCCCCUAGGGAACCAGCUCAGUGAGCAACACCCACUCACCUGGCGGGCUGUGCCCCAGACAGAUGUGCUGCCCCCACCGCAGCCCCCUGCACCCCCACAGCAGGCUGCGCCACCCCAGGCGCCGGCGGAGCAGCCGCAGAUGUACAGCUACUGAGCUGCAGCUCCGAGCCUGAACAUCCGGGAGGGCCCCGGCUCAUUGCGUCAUAGGGAAAGUCCACUAGCUUUGCAGAGCCAUCUUGCGCCUGGCUCACUGGUGCUGGGGUGGUGGCCCACAGUGGGCAGGAGCCUGAAACUCAAUCCUCGGUUUGCCUUACCAGGGAGGCGCCAUGGGAUGGGCCACAGCCGGCCCUGGGACUGUGUCCUGAUGCCGAGGUUGGGGACUGGACAGGGUAGAGAAGAAGUGGGGUGCCCAGGACAGGAGGACACAGCGUCCUGUUGUCUGUUCUCUGUAAAGUUGUUAUCGUUUAAACCCAGACAGCAGGGCCAGGGAUUUAGCCCAGCGGUAUAAGUGCCUGCCUGGCAAGUGUGAGGUUGUGAGUUUGAUCCCUGGUACCAAAAAACAAAAAUCUAGACAGCGUCCACUGGGACAGCACCACAGUGAGUGGUUCUUGUGUGGGAGUUUCUCUAUGAGUGGACAGAAACUAAAGGGACAUCUGCCUCCUCUCCAGAAUAUGAAUUGGAUCUGGUUUAUCGAGCACAUGUAGGCCAGGGCCAUGGUGAGAUGUGCUGUGACAGGGCCUGGAGGGUCAGCCUGGGCCAGGGUCCGCAGGGCCACCUUGGGGACGCGGCUGGGGCAGAAGGGGCCUCUUGGGGUAUUCAUCAGCUGAUUUUUAGCAGCUUUUUCCUUUUCUUUUUUAACUAUAUUUCAACAGGUCUUCAAGCCCCAGCUGUGGCCCACCCAUCUUUUGGUUUAUCUGAAUGGGAUCGAGUUGUUUGCACUGUAGGUCAGGGCCUUGGCGGGUCAGCACGGCUGCCGGCUGGCCGUGGUUGAGGGCCAGCCCCCACCCUCUCUGGCUCUGCAGCUGUCUCAGGGUCUCUGCUCCCCAAGGGCAUAUACUGUGGCUGGAGCCCCGCUGCAAGCCCAGACCGAAGGGCAGGGGGAAGUCCGCGUUUUCUUUCCACACGAGCCCCAGUUCCAAGGGUGAACCACAGUUCCAAAGGGUGCCUACAUGAAGAGCAGUUUUCUUAUGGGGUCAAGAGUUUGGCUUUUGCCAGGGGAGAAGUGGAGUUGUUCUGGACAUAGCAGAACCCAGUGUUCUGCAGGUCUGGAAGCAUUGAAUGCCUCUUGAGGGGCGGGCACCGUGGGGACACAGGCUACCGCGCAUGCGUGUUGUGUGACUGUAGCCAGCAGCACUGGACACCGAGGCAGGAGGAGGUGUGAUUGGAUCGCUCUGGUCCAUCUUUAACACUAUCGAAAACAUAAGGGAAAACCUUGCUGUAUUUGUCCUUGGUUACUUCUUGUCCUCAGUCUUCUGUUACGUGGCGCCAUCUGGGAGAAGAGGCAGAGAAUGAGCAGCAGAGCUAGGCAUGGUGGCGCACACCUGUGAUCCCAGCACUCAGGAGGCUGAGACGGGAGGAUUGCCGUGUGUUUGAGGGCAGUCUGAGCUGCACAGUGAGACCUUGUCUCAAGAUGAGCAGCUCAGCGUGAGCCAGGUGAUGGUGCUGCGAGAAGGGGGUUGGGAUGGCACGCAUGAAACACAACUUUCUCUGAGUUUAACUUCGUUCCACACAGCAGCGGGGCUGGGACUUGUGUGUAGUGUGUGUUGUCCAGAGUCUAGGUUCUUCGCGCCCUUGUGGGGUCCGGAACUUCGGAAACCACGCCGGGGACCCCCUGUUCUGCAUCUGCACAUUUCGAUCCGCCACUGUGGACUCACAGCGGGCGACCAUUAGGCUUCUUAAUUUAUAAUUAUUUUAUGUUAUUUAUGUAAAUAACCAGCUGCUUUCUACACCCUAGCUUCAUAAAUGAGCUUGGGUUAGGGGUGAUUUCUUUUCUAAAACAUCGUCUCCAUUUUCCAGACAGAAGUAGUCCAGGCACAGUGGAAUCAGCAGGCGAUCCCAGGCUGUGAGGUAGUUUUUUAGAAUCAGCGAAGGUUUUUUCUCUUAGCAUCUGCAGAAGCUCCAGGGCAAAUUACCCGGAGAAGAAGCCAGACAGGCCUUGGGCUCGGGCUGAAACCUGGCCAGCGUUUAUCUUUUUUCCUCUUUCCUCUGCAGCAAAGGCCUUUGGGGUGCAGUUUUAUUUUUUUAAAGAAGUCAUUUUUGUCCCUAGAGCAAGGCCAUGUCUGACGUUUUCAAAGAACCUAAUUUAGGAUGUGUGGCCAGAGUGCUGCACAUGCACUUAACACACACACACAAAGGCCUGGCACUCUGGGAAGCUGAGUUCCCCACGGUCCCUGUGGACACGUGGUCUUACUCGGGUUCCCUCUGAGGCGGGCAGGGUCAUCUUGCAGCAGGUGCUAUGGUUUGCAGGUAAGAAACUGGACAGCAGAGAAGAGGUACGACUCGGCCCAUGGUCACCAGCAGUACACAGUUCUGUGCGUCACUGUCCUAAGGAAAGAGGUGCCUGGGCAGAGGGUGGCCGGGCCACUCUUCCCCGCCAACCUGGAUCCCAGGAUUGAUCCAAGGUGAAAGGACUGGUUCCUAAAGAAGGAAUUAGAUCCCGCCACGUGGCCCGGGCGUGUUGUGACGCCACCUUGGUUAUCAUACACUGAUAAAUUGCGAGAUUCCCCUGCAGCCCAGGGACUGGUGGAGCCAUGGUCACAUGCAGGGACAGCUGCAGGCGGGCGCUCCCGGCCCCUGGCGGGCUCUGGCAGGCGAAGUGUUGUCUCAGGGAAAUGCCGCAUGCCAGGCACUCUCCCUGGGACUCCGCCGGGGAGGCAGGUCCCGUGUACCUUCUUGUCUCCCCAGUCCGUGCCCAGAGGCCAAGGUGCCUAGCUUCCGGCUACAGGCAGUGUCUGAUUUCCUGUGGGAUCCUGAACGGUGUCCAAGCUGUACUCCCUGUCACAUCGGUUUGUAUGACAGUAAUAAAAGGUGCUGUGACCUGUGUUUUCA
This is a messenger RNA of Cavia porcellus (domestic guinea pig), 7829 nucleotides long. It is a transcript of the gene Prdm15, whose product is annotated as PR/SET domain 15. Gene Ontology annotation, biological process: regulation of transcription by RNA polymerase II. Gene Ontology annotation, molecular function: DNA-binding transcription factor activity, RNA polymerase II-specific; protein binding; RNA polymerase II cis-regulatory region sequence-specific DNA binding. The record is from RefSeq and is a predicted model, not a curated record. Lineage: Eukaryota; Metazoa; Chordata; Mammalia; Rodentia; Caviidae. The transcript has 19 exons. The coding region runs from base 2074 to 4935 and encodes 953 amino acids.